AAGGGAGGGGAAAGGCGAGAAGGAGGCAGGUGAGGGAAGAAGCGCAGCCGGAGUCUGAGGAGGGUUUGCGACGCCCGCAGCGGCUGCCUCGGUGGAGGGACGUCCUCGGCCGCCCUCAUGGCGGGAGCGGGGGCUGGAGGGAGCGCCCAGGAGAAGCAGGCCACGGCGGCACGCCUGAAAGCGGCCCUCGGCGGCGCAGCUGCCGCCGCCGCCUCCGAGGAAAGCGAGGCUGCCGGAGAACUCCAAGCGCUUCUGGAGCGGGUUUUGGCUCCCCUGACGGGCAGCGACGACGCCGAGGCGGUGUCCGAAGCGCUGGGGUGGUGCCGCUGUUUGCUGGCGGGCGGCGAGCCGUGGGAUAGCUUCGUGCAGGCGGUGAGGGCCUACGACCCGGCCACGCUCUGCGGCCUGGUGUGGACGGCCAACUUCGUGGCCUACCGCUGCCGGACUUGUGGCAUCUCGCCUUGCAUGAGCCUCUGCGCCGAGUGUUUUCACCAGGGCGAGCACGCCGGACACGACUACAACAUGUUCCGCAGCCAGGCGGGGGGGGCCUGCGACUGCGGCGACGGCAACGUAAUGCGGGAAGCCGGGUUCUGCAAAAGGCAUCGAAUAAAAUCAAGCUCAGAAGUUCCAUCUGUUCCAAAAGAUUUGCUGAUAAUGUCAGAACUAGUUCUUCCACAAUUCAUCUUCUGUCUCAUUCAGUACUUAAGAGAAGGUUACAAUGAGCCAGUUCUUGAAUUGCCAUCAGAAAAAGAACUGCACAAAGUUCUUCAGAUGUUGGAACCCCACAUUUCAUUUCUGGAAGAUCUGACAAAAAUGGGGGGAGCAAUGCGUUCAGUCCUUACUCAGGUUUUGACCAAUCAGCAGUACUAUAAAAGUCUUAGUUCUGGUGGUGGAGAAAAUACAUGUUCAAAGAAAAGCCAUGAAAAAUAUCUUAUAGCUUUGAAAGGUUCUGGACUGACAUUUGCUGAAGAUAAGCUUGCAGGUGGAAUGCAGGACCAAGGAGCUGGAGCUAGUGCUUCAGUAGUUCAAGGUUUUGCAGGUUCUACACCAACUUCAGGGCAAGGUGACACUUCAGAUGAGGAAGACCAGGAUGGUAACCAAGGUGUGGGAAAGUGCAAGAGAGUGAAACUAAGUACCACCACCAAAGAUCAAUCCAUCAUGGAUGUUUUGAACCAUAAGUGUUUUCUAGAAGAAUUAUUAUUUUGGACAAUAAAAUAUGAAUUUCCUCAGAAAAUGGUAACUUUCUUGCUCAACAUGCUUCCAGAUCAAGAUUAUAAGAUUGCUUUUACUAAAACAUUUGUGCAGCAUUAUGCUUUUAUUAUGAAAACACUGAAAAAAAGCCAUGAAUCUGAUACCAUGUCUAACAGAAUUGUACACAUUAGCGUCCAGCUAUUCAGCAAUGAGGAAUUAGCACGUCAAGUGACAGAAGAAUGCCAACUGCUUGAUAUUAUGGUUACUGUCCUUCUAUAUAUGAUGGAGAGUUGCCUUAUUAAAAGUGAGUUACAAGAUGAGGAGAACAGUUUACAUGUAGUUGUGAACUGUGGAGAAGCACUCUUAAAAAACAAUACUUACUGGCCACUUGUCAGUGACUUUAUUAAUAUCCUUUCGCAUCAAAGUGUGGCUAAGAAAUUUUUGGAAGAUCACAGGCUACUGGUAACAUGGAUGAACUUUGUGUCAUUUUUUCAAGGCAUGAAUUUAAAUAAAAGAGAACUUAAUGAACAUGUUGAGUUUGAAUCCCAGACGUACUACGCCGCUUUUGCUGCUGAACUUGAGGCCUGUGCUCAACCAAUGUGGGGCUUACUGUCACACUGCAAAAUCAGGGAGACGGAAGAGUACACACGAAAUGUUGUUAGAUACUGCCUAGAAGCACUUCAGGAUUGGUUUGAUGCAAUCAACUUUGUAGAUGAGCCUACUCCAAAUCAGGUUACGUUUCACCUCCCAUUGCAUCGCUACUAUGCUAUGUUUUUGAGUAAGGCUGUUAAAUGUCAAGAGGUAGAUUUAGAUUCACUUCUUCCAGACCAAGAGAUGUUGAUGAAACUAAUGGUUCAUCCACUUCAAAUUCAGGCAAGCCUUUCUGAAAUUCAUAGUAAUAUGUGGGUAAGGAACGGCCUGCAGAUUAAAGGACAAGCCAUGACAUAUGUGCAGUCUCACUUCUGUAAUUCUAUGAUUGAUCCUGACAUUUAUCUGUUACAGGUUUGUGCUUCUCGACUUGACCCCGAUUAUUUUAUUUCCUCAGUUUUUGAAAGGUUCAAAGUGGUCGAUCUCUUAACAAUGGCUUCCCAACAUCAGAACACAGUGCUAGAUUCGGAGCAUGAGAGGUCAAUGUUAGAAGGCGCUUUAACCUUUCUUGUCAUUCUUUUAAGUCUACGUUUACAUUUAGGGAUGACAGAUGAUGAGAUUUUAAGAGCCGAAAUGGUAGCUCAGCUCUGCAUGAAUGACAGAACUCAUAGUUCUCUACUGGACCUUAUUCCAGAAAAUCCUAAUCCUAAAAGUGGCAUUAUUCCUGGAAGUUUAAGUUUUGAAUCAAUGCUGUCUGCUGUGGCUGAUUUUAAAGCCCCUGUAUUUGAGGCAGGGGGUUCCAUGCAGCAAGGAAUGUAUACACCUAAAGCUGAGAUCUGGGAUGAAGAAUUUGACCCAGUCAUGGUAAUUCUCCGAACUGUUUAUCGCAGAGAUGUACAGUCUGCAAUGGAUAGAUAUACUGCCUUUUUAAAACAGAGUGGAAAAGUCCAUGGAAAUCCUUGGCCUCCCUACAAGAAACGAACACAUUUGCACCCAAGUUAUAAAGGACUCAUGAAACUUUUGCAUUGCAAAACUUUACACAUUGUACUGUUCACUCUACUCUACAAGAUUUUAAUGGAUCAUCAAAAUUUGUCAGAACAUGUCCUUUGCAUGGUUUUAUAUUUGAUUGAAUUGGGACUAGAGAAUUCUUCUGAACAGGAAUCUGAUGAAGAAGAUUCCAUGGGUGGCCAUGAACGUUGCCAUGAUAGCUGGUUUCCAGGGAAUAAUUUGGUGUCAAAUAUGCGUCACUUUAUUAACUAUGUGCGGGUACGAGUACCAGAGACAGCACCAGAGGUGAAAAGAGAACUGCCUGCAAGUACAAGCUCUGAUGGCUUAGCAACCUCUCAGAAUCCAAGGCGCUCUAAAGGACUCCAGAGAGAGAAUUCAGGGACUGCACAAGUGUUCAGUUUGGUUGCAGAGCGUCGAAAGAAAUUUCAGGAGAUAAUUAAUCGCAAUACUACUGAAGCCAGUCAGGCUGUUCGGCCGAAGUCUUCAAUGAAAUGGUCUGCUCCUGGUGCAACUCCCCAAUUAACAACAGCUAUUUUAGAAAUCAAAGAAAGCAUAUUGUCCUUGCUUAUUAAGCUUCACCAUAAACUGUCAGGCAAACAGAACUCCUACUAUCCUCCGUGGUUGGAUGACAUGGAUACGUCAAAUCACCACGAAAACCCCAAAUAUUCUCAUGGCGAUGGAAUGACUGCUGUAGAAAGGAUUUUAUUAAAAGCUGCUUUUCAAAGUAGAUUAAACAAACACAUCAUUGAAGAAAUAUGUAGAAAAGUAACUCCAAUGGUCCCACCCAAAAAGAUUAGUCCAACAGAGAAGAAAACUUUGGACAAAGAAGAAAGACGACAAAAGGCCAGGGAACGACAACAGAAGCUUUUGGCUGAAUUUGCAUCAAGGCAGAAAAGUUUUAUGGAAACUGCUAUGGAUGUUGAAUCGCCAGAUGCUGAUAUUGCUAUGGAGAUUGCAACAGCAGAAGAACAUGUUUCUGAAGCUAUCUAUGAUUGUGUUAUUUGUGGCCAAAGUGGCCCUUCCACUGAAGAGCGACCAACAGGAUUAGUUGUUCUCUUACAAGCUUCUUCAGUUUUGGGGCAGUGCCGUAAUACUACUGAGCCUAAGAAGUUACCAACAACUGAAAAGGAACAAAUAUAUCCUAAUGAUACUUGUGCAGCAGUAUAUGAAACUCGCCUUGCAACUUUACAACAGUUCUUUAAAGAUAGUUCUUGUCUGCAAUCAGUAUCAAUUGGCUGGGAAGGAGGUGUAUAUGUGCAAACAUGUGGCCAUACGUUACACAUAGAUUGUCAUAAAUCCUAUAUGGAAUCUCUGCGGAACGAUCAGGUUCUCCAGGGUUUUGCUGUGGACAAGGGAGAAUUUACGUGUCCUCUGUGUAGGCAGUUCGCCAACAGUGUCCUUCCAUGUUAUCCCGGCAACAAUGUAGAGCGAAACCUUUCUCAGUGUCAUAGUACCAAGAAUAUGCAGGAGCUCAUCAAGGAGGUUGAAGAACUUCAAGAGCAGCUGGGAACUUUCCCAGUAAGCAUCAGUUCAGAAACCAAUUUAAGUAAAGAAAUGGAGUCAGUGAUGAAAGAUAUCAAAAAUACUACCCAGAAAAAAUACACUGACUACAGCAAGACUCCUGGAUCACCAGACAAUGAUUUUCUUUUCAUGUACUCGGUAGCCAGGACAAACUUGGAACUUGAAUUGGUUCACCGGGGAGGCAACCUGUGCCUAGGGGGUGCAAGCACAGCUGGAAAGAGAUCCUGUUUACAUCAGCUGUUUCAUGUGUUGGCUAUGCACAUGAGACUCUACAGCAUUGAUUCUGCUUACAAUCCAUGGAAGAAACUGACACGGUUGAUAGAGGGUGAAGAAUUGGACAUGUGCAGUGACGAUCAGCCAGAGGUUCCAGUGCUUUAUAAGGAUGUCCCAUCUCUUUUGCUCAUCCAGAUCUUAACCAUGCCUCAGCCACUGCGCAAAGAACACUUUGUCUGUAUCAUAAAAGUGCUUUUCACAUUGUUGUACAUACAAGCUCUAGUUGCACUUUCUAUGAAAUUCAGCCCAGAGGACAAGAUGACUUGGAUGAAUUCAGGAGCUCUGGAAAAGAAUGUGAUCAAUGCAGAAAAGUCUUGUCAGGUGUUAUUGAGCCAUGUGAUCAGUGAACUUUUCAAAGGGAAGGUUUAUGAACAGGAACAAGAGGAAACUGAAGAUAUGGAUAGCUCCAGUGCUUGGUGCCCAGACUCCAUAGAGACUUAUUUGCAGCAAUUCUGCCUGCCUUUCCUCAGGAUAACCAGCCUUCUUCAGCAUCACCUCUUUGGAGGGGAGCUACCCAGCUGCCAGGAAGAUGAAGAAUUUACUGUUCUUGCCAAUUGCCUGGGUUUGCUACCAUCUUCUUUUCAAUCGCCAGAGUUUCCUAGUGCCUCUUGCCUUGACUGGCCUGUGUCAGCCUUUGACAUUAUAUCGCAGUGGUGUUCAGAAUUGGUCUCAUUUGCUGACAAGCAUCUAACCCAAGUCAAGGUCUUACUUAUACAAAAAGCUACCUGGGACUUGCCACACCUCCUGCAAUUGCCUGAAAAUUAUAAUACUGUUUUUCAGUACUAUCACAGAAAGAGUUGUUUCAACUGUUCCAAAGUUCCCAAAGAUCCUGCGGUUUGUUUAGUUUGUGGUACUUUUGUGUGUUUGAAAGGAUUAUGCUGCAAACGGCAGAGCUUCUGUGAGUGUGUCUUGCACUCACAAAAUUGUGGAGCUGGAACAGGUAUCUUUCUUUUGAUCAACGCAUCUGUAAUCAUCAUAAUUCGUGGUCAUCGGUUUUGCCUUUGGGGUUCUGUUUACCUGGAUGCUCAUGGUGAAGAGGACAGAGAUCUGAGGCGUGGCAAACCACUCUAUAUAUGUAAGGAAAGAUACAAAAUGCUGGAACAGCAGUGGGUAUCACAUACUUUUGAUCACAUCAAUAAACGAUGGGGGCCACAUUACAAUGGUUUAUAGGUUGCUAGCAGUUGUACUGUCACAUCCCCUUUAUUACAUUUGCCCCUUGAUUAGCUUUUGCUUUAAGGGAACGGGAACCCAGUCUUUUUCUUCUCUGGGAAAGCAUGAAGCCAGGUCAUGAAAGGAAGCCCUGUAUUAAUUAGGUGCUGGUCAUUUAAAAACACAAAAGAAUUAGUUCUCCUGAUUUGAUACGGAAUCUAAAUUAAUUUUAUAGUUGUUGCUUUCUAAUCCACUAAUAAACAAGCACAAAUUGUACUUUAAAAGAAUGCCACCAAAUGGCCAUUGAGUGUUUUAUUUUUCCCUCAUUGGGGCAGUGUGAUUGUGCUGAUGAACUGUAUAUCCGUAGGCACCUGCUAAACAUGCAGCUCCUUUUUUUUUUCUUUCUCUUUUCUUUGUGUUUUAAGAUUUUGCUCAAUAUGCAUUUGUAAGUAUGUAAGAGUUGUAACACUUUCAAUUUGUGAAACUGUAUAGAAAUGUCUAAAAGAUUUUUAGAAAAUAUUUCGCUUAUUGCCAGAGAGCUAUUGAAAUAGUUUCAGGCAUUGCUGAAAACCUUAUUCAUUCUCAGGAAUUUCAUAAAUAUACUCCAGAGAUUAGUGAAAUAGCUUUAAAAUACAUAGUUUACCACUCUGAAUAUAAUACAACGUGUACACAAUGUUGUGUCUGACGUUUCAGUUAAUUUGAUUACAAAGAAAUCCCAAGGCAUCUAUUCAACUGCCUGUGUACAUGCAACAAAUAUUCCCCAUGGUCAGACACUUGGCCUAGCCAAGCAUGCCCUUCGCCUCAUUUCCUUUAGCUGACUUUUUCAGAUUGAUAGGUGAAGGAGAAGGCUUUGUGACUAUUUUGCCAGCGGACUGUUAUUUGGAAACUUAAUUGAGUUUCAAGCAGCUUGGCGUAAGGAAUUGAGUUGCAAGAUGGCCAUGCUCAAAUGGUUCCUAUCUCUCCCCCUUCCCCCUUUGCAUCUCAAGUGAAGGAUGCUUUGAUCUAGAAGGCAGUGGAGAAGUCAAGGCUUCAAAGCAAGGCUAUGAUUGGCAGAGUCAAAACCCCCCCGCCCCCCAAUUUCACCCUCCCAGCCUUUGACUCCCAGUUUACACAGAGGAGUCAGUGUAUGUAUCUGGUUGCACCAAUUGAUUUAGACACAGGUUGGGAGGAUGUGAGCAGGCCUUUGUGUGGUAGAAAUUAGGAUCAGAGCGUUUUUGGUUUUGAGGAAUUUGAAAUCAGCCAGAAUGGGCAUCCUUACCAAAAACGAAACACACAGGCAGGCAGAACUUUUCAGUGCUGAUAUUUCGCUGCCAAAACGCUUUUCUUCUUUCUUGCAGAGUUGACAAUUUCAAUGCUGUCAGGCUUUUGUGACAUUUACAUGCAUAAUUUUUUUUUUCCUGGGGGGAAAAAAAAGCCUUUACCUGGAAACUAUUUUUAAAGAUGUGUUCUCAUUAUAAAAACCUUGCAUUUGAUUGAAAGCUGCUUUCUCUUCAGCUUUAGAAAAGCACAUGGGCCAGGCUGUGGGAUUAUUUGUGUAUGGAUCUUCAAAGCCCUUUCGGUUUUUAAAAAAAUACAGUACAUGGCAAUAUAUUUUAUCAAAAAUUGUGUAGACAAAGACAUGAAUGCAAAUAUUGGGAGUAUUUCUACAAAUCUGUAUAUUGUUCCAUUAUUACUGGAGGAAAAAAAAAAAUUUUUGGUCUAAAACAUGACUUGAUUUGUCAAUACAUCCAAAGUUCUCCUGGUCCUUCUCUCUUCUUUUUGCAUUGUUCACCAAUGAGAACCAAGCCAUUUUAUGAGGAUAAGACGAAAUAUCCUGGGCAUCUCAUGGCGUAACACCAUGACAGGGCUUCUCCUCUGUAUAGUUUGAAACUUCACAAGAGAUAAUGUUUUCAGAAAAUGACUAAAACGUGUUAUUUAAAAUGGAAUGUUUUUGAUUGUGUAUAUGGCUGUGAAGUAAAAUUAUUCGCCUUAACUUUGAAACCUUGGUAUUUCACAAUGUUCAUUUUGAUACCAGUGCAUUAGUCACCGGUCAGUUUAAAGGCAAAAGAUGAGACACUUGUUUGGAAAUCCUACUUGAAAUAUGCCUGCAUGCUGCUGAAACAGAAGUUGGAUUCCUCCCGUAACUUCUUAAAAAUCUGCUUUAUUAAACUUACUUGGAGAGCGUAACAGGUCCAAGCUAGAACGGCCUGUGUGUACUGCUGCUUCUGCUGCUGCUGCUGCUAUUAUUCUUCCAGCGUCUGGUGAGAUAACUUGUAUGAAUGGAAAUCUAAGUACAGUACAUUACUGUAGAAACAGAAUUGACAUGUAAAACUAAAACUACAAUAAUCAAUAUUGUAAAAUAUGUUAAUAAAAGUCUACCGUCAUUAUCUGUG
Molecule: messenger RNA, 8102 nt
Organism: Pseudonaja textilis
Lineage: Eukaryota; Metazoa; Chordata; Lepidosauria; Squamata; Elapidae
Source: RefSeq, a predicted model, not a curated record